Messenger RNA from Exophiala xenobiotica, 1461 nucleotides. RefSeq lists its product as hypothetical. Gene Ontology annotation, molecular function: protein-folding chaperone binding; ubiquitin protein ligase activity. Gene Ontology annotation, cellular component: cytoplasm. The coding region runs from base 519 to 1154 and encodes 211 amino acids. The record is from RefSeq and is a predicted model, not a curated record. The transcript is spliced from 2 exons. NCBI's taxonomy places the organism in Eukaryota, Fungi, Ascomycota, Eurotiomycetes, Chaetothyriales, Herpotrichiellaceae. Gene Ontology annotation, biological process: proteasome-mediated ubiquitin-dependent protein catabolic process; protein quality control for misfolded or incompletely synthesized proteins; protein polyubiquitination.
CCGGGUCUCCGCCUCAUUGAAAAGCAUCCAGGAACGUCCAUCACCUUCUGAGGCUGACUUGCCACGGAUGCCACGCAUUUGCAGGUCGUACAAGCGCUCAUUCUGAAGCCAUGUACUCCGGUUUCACUUUCCUUUGGAACUUGAUGCCUGUCUUUGUCCAUUCUUACUCCACUCAUCAUUACUCAUUUGCCGUUACCUGAGUCUCUCGUUGUCUAAGCUUUCAUCCACCCAAGGCCACCAUGACGAAUCUAUCAUUUCGCGAGCAGGGCAAUGAGCGAUUCAAAGCCGGCGACUACAAAGAGGCCGAGGAGCUGUAUAGCGCAGCGUGUGUCUUGUCUGACCGAUCCGCCAUUGGCCGUGACUGACUGUGUCGUAGCAUUGCUGAACACUCUCGCUCUGAUCCCAAAGUCUUUGCGAACCGAUCUCUCACACCACUAAAGCUACAAGAUUGGCAGGGCGCCGAGUCAGAUGCUAGAAAAGCGAUCGAACUAUACGGCCCCAAAAAUGAAGCUCAAGCGAUGAAAUCGCACUACUACCUUGCACAAGCACUCCUGCCUCAGCGACAUGUCGGCGAAGCUCUAUCCGAGGCGAAGCAUGCAUAUACGACUUGUCUAGAGAACAAAGAUUCCAGCGCAGAAUUGAUCGGUCAGUUCAUACUCAAAGCAAAGCAGGCGCAGUGGCAAGCGAAAGAGACGGCACGAUUACGAGAGUUGAACGCUACACAAGCGCUCGUCGAAGAUCUACUCAACCAGCAACUCGAUCGGGACAAGAAAGACGUUGAGGAUAGGUUCGCAAGACAAGAGAUCGGCGAAACUGGUCGACGCGAGGAGAUCGAAGAGUUGGAGAGAGAGGCCGAUGAGAGGCGGAGUAAUAUUAGGAAGGCUUUUGAGAAUUCUGCCAAUCCUGACACGGUAGAAAGGGUCGUGCCGGACUGGUUGAUCGAUCCCAUCACGUUCGAGGUCAUGCACGAUCCGGUCGUUACUUCAACCGGUGUUUCGUACGAGCGGACGAGUCUGCACAGGCAUAUCAAAGCGCACGGGUGCGAUCCUCUAACGAGGCAGCCGUUGAAGAUGGAUCAACUAAUACCGAACGUGGCGCUGAAGAAUGCUUGUUCUGAGUUUUUGGAUAAGAACGGGUGGGCUGUCGACUGGUGAUUUCUCUCGGAGUAUUCGUGACUGGUUUGAGUCAGAUCUAUUGAACAGUCUCGUGAGCGACGGCGUUUGGAUGCGUCUCGAACUCUUGAGUUGUACGUGCAAGCAAGCAUAGCAGACAAUGCGGUCGCGUGAUACAGCAGCGUCCGUUUGAAUCCUUUCGUAGGAGCAGUUGAUGUGUGCUGAAAGUAUAGAACAUCUUCUCGCCUGAUCCCCUGGCGGGCAGCAUCAAAGAAUAUUGUAAGGGCCACUGAAGAGCCCGUGGGAGCCUAAGCGAUCCCUCUGCCUCGGCUGGUGCAUUGUGACUGAC